Molecule: messenger RNA, 1308 nt
Organism: Suillus discolor
Lineage: Eukaryota; Fungi; Basidiomycota; Agaricomycetes; Boletales; Suillaceae
Product: isoprenoid synthase domain-containing protein
Exons: 3
Coding region: 287-1234 (315 amino acids)
Source: RefSeq, a predicted model, not a curated record
UGAUCACAGCUGUCUUGGGAAAAAGAACAAUGGUCUUCUCCUCACACGUCCCGUUCUAUUGCUAGUCACAACUCACCUGCCUCAAACUCAUGGCUAUGGAUGUCGGCGAACGGACACCGUGGUUCGUCUUAUUGUCCGCCUAAUAUAAGCAAGCGCUCGUGUCGGAUCAUUACGUCGUAUCCCGUGCCCGUCGCGCCUGAAAAAUUAGCGUCCCCCUGGAUUUCAUCCUUCAGGCUGGUGCUCCACCCUGUCAUUCAACAAGGACCCACAACGCGAACACGACUCCAUGCCCGACUCCCCAUUAUCACCAACUCCCAGACCCUGUUCACGCACAGUAAGCGUCCAACUCCCCGACAUCCUCUCUUCAUGCACGCCCUUUGAGCUACGCGUAAAUCGGCAUUGUAGGUCCGUAUCUCGAGCGAGCGAAGCGUGGCUGUGUGAUGUAGGGUUGAAGUUGGAGUGGAAAGGGAUAAAGGUUGGUUUAUGGGCUUCUUUGUGUUAUCCUGGCGCGGAUCUAUCGCAGUUGAGGUUGGGGGCGGAUUUUUUGAGUUUGUUGGUGUAUGAGCAGGAGCAAGAUGGUUGUGGUAAUGAGAAUGAGAAUGAGGUGUUUGAUCUGAUAUCCGAUCGACUCAGUCGCGUCGCGUACAAAAACCCAGCGUGGUACAUGCGUUUCCACCGAUCCAUGCGCAUGUAUCACGAUGCAAGGCGGCGUCUUCAUUCGCUGGAUUCGACGUGUAUCCCGGAUCUGGAGACAUAUGUCGAUCUGCGAAGAAACGCGUCGGGUUUAAAGAUGGUGUUUCACCUGAUUGAGUACGCGGGGGGAUUAGACCUCCCAGAACGGGUGUCUUCGCAUCCGGUAUUGAAGCAGUUGACAGACCAGGCUUGCGAUCUUAUAGCAUGGUCUGAGGACGCGAUCUCAUGUGCAAAAGGCAUGACUCCAAACUCACGAAUCAACAUCGUCACUGUUCUGAUGAAAGACCGGAAUUGUUCGUUUGGGAGUGCACUUGCGUACGUGGGCACGCUCGUGAAGCAGAGCGCAGAUGGGUUCUUGGCUACUGAGCGCCAGCUCGCUGCGUGUGCUGUGAUGGACGACGAUACGAGGCGGUAUGUGAGAGGGUUGCGGGAUUGUAUUGCUGGGAGUGUGAAUUGGCUGUAUGAGACGGAGAGGUACUUGGGGACGAAGGGGAAUGAGGUUAGGGCGUUUGGAUGGGUAUUUGUACCUGUCUUAGAUUGAUGUUCAUGUAUGUUAUGUGUACGUGCUAGAUGUAUUCGAUUUCUAAAUGAAUGGGAGGACUGUUUGGGGAGUUA